Corylus avellana is the source of this 660-nucleotide messenger RNA. RefSeq lists its product as uncharacterized. The record is from RefSeq and is a predicted model, not a curated record. Lineage: Eukaryota; Viridiplantae; Streptophyta; Magnoliopsida; Fagales; Betulaceae.
AUGGCCAAACCACCACCAAAUCUAGUGGAAGAUUCGAUGGAAUCCAACAAAUCUUCCAAAGGCUAUCCCCCAAAGGCCAAGGGCAUGUCCUUCUUUGCCUUUCUUCUCUCCAAUAUUUUCAUUUACAUUUCUAUCUUUUAUAUCUUUGAUGACCUUUCUCCUUCCACUCUCUUCAACACCACCAAGUUUUGGUUCUUCAUUUCCAACACUCUCAUCCUCAUCAUUGCUGCCGACUAUGGUGCCUUCUCUUCCUCAAAGGCAAAGCAAGAUGUUUAUGAAGAGUUUAUGAUGCAUGGCCAAGUGAAAAAUGUCGUUUCACAACACCCAGAAGUCGUUGAAGAAAUCACUACCAAUUACAAGCAAGAGGUUGAUGAUGAUUUGCAAGAAAAGAAAGUGAUAUAUAUAGCUAAAGAUUUACAAGAGAAGAGGCAAGUUGAUCAAUAUAAGAUUCAUGCAAAAGAAACUUGUCGUCCAAGUAAGUCAGAAAAACCCAAAAGAGUAGUGAUUGAUGAUCAAAAGCUUGAGCCAAGCGUAGAAGAAGAUGAGUUUUCAAGCAUGUCUGAUGAGGAACUGAACAGAAGAUUUGAAGAGUUUAUUCAGAGAUUUAAUAGACAAAUUCGGCUUCAAGGGACUAGAAAAUUUAGGCUAAAUUUAAAAUAG